Messenger RNA from Sphenostylis stenocarpa, 378 nucleotides. The record is from the annotation of a GenBank genome assembly. NCBI's taxonomy places the organism in Eukaryota, Viridiplantae, Streptophyta, Magnoliopsida, Fabales, Fabaceae.
AUGGCAGGGAGACUGACGAACGCAGCAUCAAGGAUCUUGGGCGGAAGCGGCGUCGUUUACCGAUCUGUAGCUUCCUCUCUUCGCCUCCGCUCCGGCAUGGGUCUCCCAGUCGGCAAACACUAUGUUCCAGACAAACCCCUUCCCAUGAAUGAGGAACUUGUGUGGGACAAUGGCACACCAUUUCCCGAACCGUGUAUAGAUCGUAUUGCUGACACUGUCGGAAAGUAUGAAGCAUUGGCCUGGCUCUGUGGGGGAUUGAGUUUUUUUGCGUCUCUGGGAUUGUUGGCUGUGUGGAAUGACAAAGCCUCUAAGAUACCGUUUACACCCAAAGUAUAUCCAUAUGACAAUCUACGAGUGGAGCUUGGUGGUGAGCCAUAG